Molecule: messenger RNA, 1504 nt
Organism: Sinocyclocheilus rhinocerous
Lineage: Eukaryota; Metazoa; Chordata; Actinopteri; Cypriniformes; Cyprinidae
Product: post-GPI attachment to proteins factor 2-like
Exons: 6
Coding region: 342-1223 (293 amino acids)
Biological process (GO): GPI anchor biosynthetic process
Cellular component (GO): endoplasmic reticulum membrane; Golgi membrane
Source: RefSeq, a predicted model, not a curated record
UGUACUCUCACAUCCAGAAUAACAGUCGGAGAAUCUAGACUUUUAACAAUUUUGAUUGAAUAGAAUUAUUAACUGUUUAUUUACUGGUACUGACUUGAAUAUCGCUUCAUUUAUAGAUCGUCUAACGUUACUAUUAACCGCGCAACAGUGAGCCGGAGGUGAGCGAACAGUCGCUAAGCAUGUAACUCAAGUCAUAAUCCAGAGCCACGCAACUUGAGCUCGGGCUAAUUAUCAGACAUUUAGUUUAGAGAUGCUGUCAUCACAUCAUUGCACUUGCAAUGGGCUUGUAUCGUCGAUCUGUAGAUGUUGACACAUCUGGAGCUGUAAUUGGCUGAGGAAAGAUGCAACAGGUCCCGUACGGAUCUGUGGAUCGAGACAAGCCUCUCAUCCGUGUGCCUUUCACCCGGUUAGCGGUGAUCACAGUGUGUCUGCCUCUACUCGGCCUCGUCGCCUGUAUCGUGCUGGCUCUGCUCUACCACUACAAUGAUGCGACCUACACACACUGCGAGGUUCCUAACUACCUCCCGUCCAUCAGCGCAGCCAUCAGUCUGACACCGGAGCGCUACAUCUGGCGUUUCAGCAUCGGCCUGCAUUCUGCUCCACGCUUCCUGGUAGCAGCAGCAUAUUUGAGCUUUUACCGCGGACGCUUUUCCAGGAGGCUGACGGAGCAGCUUUUGAGUGCUCUCACAUUCCUCUUAGCUUUAAGUGAAAAUGUAGGGCUGCUUCUGCUCACCUACGUCUCCUCCAAUGAGACCUACAGUGUCCAUAAGAGCGGCUUCAUCUUGUUUAUUGACUCCCUGUUCCACAUGAUGUGCACCUGCAAGCUGUGGUCCUUGAUUGCAAAGUAUUCCCUCAGUGCAGAGGAGAUGAAGUCAUACCGCCGGAAGCUCCGCCUCUUCCUCUUCAACGGUUUCUUCGGUCUGUUGGCUGCUUACUUCUACAAGCGGCACAACGCAUACUGUGAAGCAGGAAUUUACACAUUCUUUGCUUUUUGUGAGUAUCUGGUGGUGCUGUCCAACAUGGCCUUCCACAUGACUGCCUACUGGGACUUUGGAGGUUCUGAAGCCCCACCCUGGAGUGCUGAGGAAGAAAAGAAUGAAGAGUUGAAGGCGCAGUGCAUGCUGGGACCUCUGUUUCCUGAAGGGACUGCCAGCCAGUUUCCCCAUUACAAGGAAGUAAAGCCGACAAGCUGCCAGGCAACAACACCCUCAUUACUCAUAUAAGACCAGGUAUGUCUAAGGGGCCGGUUCACACAGAACGUGUUUUUGCGUUUCACUGCGCUGCUUUUUAAUAAAGUAUGACAGUGGUGUUCUGGAAGUAAAAAUCCCAUUCGUUUUCUGAAUAAGAAAUCAACUUUGAACGAUAACUUAGAAACCUUUAAAGACAAACCUGCUGUGAGCUAUGAGGUUGUUAAUCGUUGGUGUAUGCUUCUGUUUAAACCAUCAGCCUGUAUAACUUAUUUUUUUAAAGGGGUCAUAUGAUGCUAUUUUAAAGAACAUUAUUU